Myzus persicae (green peach aphid) is the source of this 2345-nucleotide messenger RNA. Its product is annotated as cytochrome b5-related protein-like. The transcript has 6 exons. The coding region runs from base 194 to 1510 and encodes 438 amino acids. Gene Ontology annotation, biological process: lipid metabolic process. NCBI's taxonomy places the organism in Eukaryota, Metazoa, Arthropoda, Insecta, Hemiptera, Aphididae. The record is from RefSeq and is a predicted model, not a curated record. Gene Ontology annotation, cellular component: mitochondrion.
AGUUGAAUAUCACUGAUCACUACCUAAUCAUCAAUUUUAAUCAUAUAUUUUACAAUGUAAUAUAUUAAUAAUAUGUUUCGUAAAUCUCGUUUUUUCAACUGCUCCAUUCUGUUAAUUACGUUUUACAUAGUUCUGCAUUGUUCUAUAGUUGUUGGUAAAAACAAGACAGCCGGCAGGUUGUAGUUCUUAAAUUAUGGCUCCGAGAACUAGUAGUUGGCCCGUAUGGAGCGGUAUAUCGAGCACGGACAAAAAUAUAAAAUCGGCCGACGAUUGGAUUGAGGCACGCCGAAAGGAAGACGGUGCAGACGAGUUGUGGAGAAUUCACGAUGGAUUGUAUAAUCUUGAACAAUGGAUACACAAGCACCCAGGAGGACCACAGUGGUUGGAAAUUACAAAAGGCACUGAUAUCACUGAAUUAUUCGAGUCGUACCACGUGAACGGCAAAGCUGCGACGGCGGUGAUGCACAAAUUCUACGUGCGGCAGGCAGAGUCGCCCAGGAAAUCGCCUUUCACGUUCAAGCCGGACGGAUUUUACAACGUGUUGAAGUCCAGGGUCUCAAAAAAGUUGUCUUACGUGGACGGCGACAAUUAUCGCAUAAAGUCCAUGCUGGUCGUCGACACGUAUUACCUGCUCGCGCUGGCCCUGUGCGUCGGAGUGGCUCAGACGGAAAACUUUUUCCUGGCGCUGUUGGCCGGCACCGUUUUGGCGCUCGGCACCGUCGCUAGUCACAAUUUCACGCACCUCAAGGACAACUGGAGGAUGUAUUACGUGCAAUUGGUAUUAUUAUCCGUGCGCGAAUGGAGAAUAUCGCACGUACUCAGCCAUCAUAUAUACACAAACACUGUACAAGACUUAGAGAUGUCACUGUUGUAUCCAUUCAUCCAUUGGUUUCCGACUGCAGACAAACCGUUUACCGUUCGAUUAUUCCCAUAUCUCACACCCGUCAUAUACCCUUUUAUUAUUCCUGGCCAAUUGGUCAUUAGAACUUUCAAGUGUAAUAACGACAAAGCCGAUCUACUCAUGUUUGUUAUACCUGCAAUAUUGAUGUUAUGUGGACAAAUGACCAUAAGUUCUGUAAUGAUUGCGUGGCUUGUCGUAGUUCUGACAAGCAGUUUUAUGUUUACGUUCAUUGGGUUCAGUGCUUCUCAUCAUUUUCCGGACAACUUUCACGACGGAGACUACGUCAAUGAUGAAUACAUUGAUUGGGGAAUACAUCAAAUGAUAACCAGUGCAGAACGAAACGAGCCGAUCAAUAAUAUAUUUAUAACGAUUGCGACAUUUGGUGACCAUACAUUACACCAUUUGUUCCCAGCUUUAGAUCACAGUUUAAUACCACUGUUGAAAGACACAUUCGAAGAUACGUGUAAAGAAUUUGGUUUGGACCUAACACCGAAAUCAUGUGCAACGAUCAUGCACGGACAGUUUAAACAAUUAUCUCGCGUUACUCCUAAUAAUCCGAAGAAGAAUAAUAUUAUCGGAGCUGACAUAAAACUAGACAAUAACAUCUAAAUAUUAUUCAAGAAAAUUUGAACGAAUAUACAAUAUACAUAACGUAUGACGUGUAAGGAGGAAAAUAACAUAAAUAAGAUCCGGGACACAGAGAUACUGCCAUUGGGCGGUAAUAUAAUUGUUAUAAUAGCCUAUUUAUGGCUAACAGUGUUCUCGGCUGAAUAGUUAUUUUACUAUUUAAAAUCAUUAUUUAUUAUACAUUUUUAUCAUGUGAUAUUAUAAUAGGAUAUUAUUACGAUCUUGUCUAUUAAGAUGGUAACUAAUUGCUAACCAGGCAAUAUAUUUUUGUAUUUUGCUUUUUUUUUUUUAGUGUUUUAUAUACCAACUAUUUAGUAUAAAUUUACUAUAAUAUACUUUGUGAUAAUUUGCUUCCAAUUUUUAAAAAAGUAUUGGUUUUUCAAUGCUAUAUCCAUGUUACUUAUUAGAAAAUAUAAACUACUGUUUGAGUGAGAGUGUUUGGAUAUGCUAUAAGUAUGUACUUACCUAGAUACACUAUUACUAUUAGCAUUACACUUUUUACUGUUACUUAAACAUUUUUUUAUAAGCAUGUUAAGUUUGUCUUGGAAACAUUAUGCAUAUUGCAUAUAUUGUGGCUUUAUAUUUCAGUCGUAGGUAAACUACUUAUGUAAAAAAAUAAUUAUUAAUUUGUUCAAACGAAUACAUUUAAUAACAAUCUACUUAUCAUAAUAUAUUAUUAUUGUAUAAAUGUUUAUUUGUAAUAAAUAUAAUUGUGUACGAUGCCAAUAAUCAUAACGAUUGUCAAUGGUCAUACGAAAAUAUAAAAUAUGACACAUAUUUGAAUUGAUCAAAAAUCAAACAUGGAAUGUUCAUUAGC